AGCAACUGGCAACUCGAUUUUAUCUGUCAUUCUCAUCUGGUUGCUCGUGUAAGCGAUCGUUGGGGAUUUUAUUUUUGAUUAUUUUGGCUUUAUUGUUUGAUUUAUCAAAUUGUUGAUUGUUAAGUAACAAGCUCUGACCAUAUCAUUAUAGGAAUACUAUGUCGGUGAUGGAGUUUCUCAAGGAUCUACCGUCGUACGACGAGCACAACUUCACAUUAUUCAAUACGGAUCAUGGAAUUAGAAAUUGUUCUAAAAGACCGUCGAUUUAUUUACCAACUAAGGAUAUACCAUCUGAACAAAUAAUUGUAACAGAAAAAACAAAUAUACUGUUAAGAUAUCUACACCAGCAAUGGGAGAAAAAGAACAACAAUUCACCAAAGAAGCGUGACCAGAGCCACAUUGAACAGAAUGGCGAGGAGAGCCGACCUCGCAAGAGGCCGUGUCUCAACUCCCCGCUCAACUGAAGCCCUGCCAGCGAGCCAGCAGUUAGUUUGUGCUUCAGUUAUAGACUUUACAGAGUGUACUGCAUUUUUGUAUCGAGAUUUGUAUUCCACAUUUUUAGGUCAAAUUAUACAUUGAUUCUCGAAACGCAUUGGUCUCAUGUUUUUUGGGAAGAAUAACACUAUCACAGUCAAGUGCCAUUACAUAGGAAUCUUUGAAUAAGUUCUCAUAAUGUGUGGCUGUAAGUUAUUAUUAUAUUUCAGUGGAAAAUUGAUAAUCAAAGUAUGAAUUAUAUUCAUUCCAUGUUUUAUAAUUAAGUUUUUUUAUUCAACAUAAACCUCUUUGGAGAUUUCAUGUGUUUUUGUAAACACCUGAUGAUAUGAAUAUCAAUAUCAUAACAUUUAACAUCUAAAUUAAGAAUGUGUUCAUAAUUUAAGUGCUGCAGCAAUAAUCUUGAGUUUUGCAAUAUUUGAUAAAGGCUUAGUGAAACCUUAUUUUGUAUAGCAUCAUACUCUUUUAAAGUUUAUUUACAUAGUUUGGAAUAGUAAAAUGUGUUGUAUUGUUUAAAUUGGUAUAUUCUAUUAGCAGAAAGAAUAGAAAGAAAUAUUUUGGUACAAAGGAUACAAAACUGGUUCACCAUCUUAGAUAUUUUCCAAUAGGAAAUUCUCUUUAGUCAGGCACUUGGAAAGAUAGAAUGUCACUAUAAUAGGGGAUGUGUACAAGAUUUUGCCAUGCCUUAGGCGAGAGGAACUGCAAUGAAAAUGCUUAUUGUUAGGAUAAAUAUAUUUAAUUUCUUGGCUUGAUUUAGGUAUUACUUGUAUGGGCAGCGGAUGUGAUUAAUCUGAUUAAAUUCUCAGAGCAGCAACAUUUCAACUGAAGAUCCAUUUGUUAGACUGCAGGAAGUAAAAUGUAAAUUACAUAUUUUCUGAGUUCAAUCUCUUAUUUUAUAAUGUUUACUUUAGUAACUUUGUGAUUUUUAUAUUUAGAACACCUAUCAUUUAAAAAAUUAUGAUGAAUGAGAACAUCCUGGUUCAAAUUGAUUUAAAAUGUUUGAUUGUGUACCAAUGAAGAUGCUUGUGGAGUAGAGUAGUAGUAUAUCUUGAACCAUUUGUCUUCUAAAUUUUAUAAUUAAAAUCCCCAAUAUGCAAGCUAUUAAGUAUGUCUGCUAAUUAUAACGUAAUUCUUCUGUCAUGUGAUUUCUUCAGCCUUGAAUUAUCUAUUUAAAAUUAGCUACUGCCAACCUUUUAGUGAUGUAUCUCUAAAAUAUGUUCAUAAUGAAAUAUUAGGUAUUGUAAAUGAAACAGGUUGGUUUUGCUGUAAAUUGUCUUUGGAGCCUGGCUUGUGGAAAGAUGAUAGCUGAAUUCCUUGUUUUCCUACACAAAAGGUGAAUAAAGUUUUAAAUAUUGUA
Helicoverpa zea (corn earworm) is the source of this 1849-nucleotide messenger RNA. Its product is annotated as DET1- and DDB1-associated protein 1. Gene Ontology annotation, cellular component: Cul4-RING E3 ubiquitin ligase complex. The transcript is spliced from 4 exons. The coding region runs from base 159 to 464 and encodes 101 amino acids. The record is from RefSeq and is a predicted model, not a curated record. Lineage: Eukaryota; Metazoa; Arthropoda; Insecta; Lepidoptera; Noctuidae. Gene Ontology annotation, biological process: positive regulation of proteasomal ubiquitin-dependent protein catabolic process.